Molecule: messenger RNA, 6286 nt
Organism: Macadamia integrifolia
Lineage: Eukaryota; Viridiplantae; Streptophyta; Magnoliopsida; Proteales; Proteaceae
Product: eukaryotic translation initiation factor 4G-like
Exons: 10
Coding region: 250-6054 (1934 amino acids)
Cellular component (GO): eukaryotic translation initiation factor 4F complex
Molecular function (GO): translation initiation factor activity; protein binding; mRNA binding
Source: RefSeq, a predicted model, not a curated record
UUCACUUUUUCUCACUGUCUCACUGUCUUUCUCUCUCUCUAAACCUUAUGCACCAAGACUCCCGAAUCGACCAUCGUUUUUCUUCAGUCUCUAUUUCCAUUACUCGUUCUUUCCUUCUCUGUCUCUGUCGUCAUGAUUCCCGCCAAUCUAUAUCUUCCGUUUUGGAGGCUUUAAACCCUGAUUUAUUCCCUCCGUCUUUCUCUCUAUUAACACUUUAGGAGAAUAUAAGAGGAACGAGGGUUCGGAUUUAUGUCCCUCAAUCAAUCAAGGUCUGAGAAGAACGAGUCCCAGUUUAAGAAAUCUAGUCGAUCCGGGAGCUCUGGUCAGCAGAGGAGUUUCCCAGGAGGCGGCGGGAGAGGCGGCGGUGGGACCGCCCCUCCACCAUCUUUUUCUUCUACUAACUCGUCUUCUUCGUCUAACCGAAGCUUUAAGAAGUCUGGUAAUAAUGCACAAGGUGGGCAAUCUAGGGUGAGCACAGUAAGUGUGAAUUCGGAGUUGAAUGCUUCUGCUAAAAGUGCUUUACAGAAUGGUGCCCAUGCACAGCCCCCGUUACAAGGAGUGUCUGAUGCACAGGCUCUGGGAGUUGCAUCCAAGCCAACUGAUUCAGCCACUUCUAGAAGUAACAGACCAGUUCCAAAAGCUCCAGCAUCCCAAUCAGCUGCCGCAGCAUCAGAUUCGGCUGCCCCCGCAACACCUGCGAAAGGUGAUGCGUCAAGGGCAUUCCCUCUGCAGUUUGGAAGCUUCAGUCCUGGUUUUGUGAAUGGCAUGCAGAUACCUGCACGAACAAGCUCAGCGCCUCCAAAUUUGGAUGAGCAGAAACGUGACCAGGUGCGCCAUGAUUCUUUUAAAGCUGUGCCUACUUUGCCUAUACCUGCCACGCCAAAGCAGCAACAAUCAAGGAAGGAUGUGGGUACUGGUAACCAAGCAAAUUCUAGGGAUUCCCACCCGCCAUCCCAGGCUAAAAGGGAUGUUCAUGCCCAGGUUCCAUUGGGACCUGCCCCCCCAGCGACACAGAAGUUGUCUGUUCAUCCUACAGCUGGGAUGCCAAUGCCAUUUCAGCAGCCACAGGUUUCUGUACAAUUUGGUGCCCCCAAUGCACAUAUUCAGUCUCAGGCUCCCACUUCACUUCAAAUGCCAAUGCAGUUGCCAGUGGGAAGUACUACUCAAGUCCAGCAGCAGGUGUUUGUCCCAAGUCUCCAAUCCCACCCAGGGAUUAUGCAUCAGGGACAGAGCAUGAGCUUCACACCCCAAAUGGGUCAUCAGCUUCCUCCUCAGUUGCAAAAUCUAGGAAUUGGGAUUGCCCCCCAGUUCACACAACAGCAAGGUGGAAAGCUUGCUGGUUCUCGCAAACCUGUUAAAAUAACUCAUCCUGAGACCCAUGAAGAGUUGAGUUUUGAUUCAUAUUUGGAUGGUGGUUCAUUGGGUCCAAGAUCUCAUCCUAAUUUGCCGCCACAAUCCCAGCCGAUUCCAUCAUUUGCUCCUUCUCAUCAGAUGAACUACUAUUCCCCCAUGCAAGCGGGUUCUUAUAACCCUUCUUCCAUCUAUUUUCAUGGUCAAACUUCUCUUCCCCUGGCAAGUAACCAGAUGACUCCUGGUUCUCAAGCAGCUAGGUAUAAUUAUCCAGGUGGCCAGGGUCCACCAACUGUUCCAUUUGUGAAUCUGUCCUCUCUUAACCCCAUGACUACCAAGGUCGGACCUCCAGUACAUGGUGUCACUGAGAUGUUAAACUCAGAACAUGCUAACGAUGCUCAUACAGUGAUAUCUUCUGCCCCACCAACUUCAGUGCAGGUGACACCGAAGCCAUCUUCUGGUUCAAUCGUAGAAAAGGUUGGCUCCUCUUCAGUUUCAAUUACUUCACCUGUUGUGAGCAAGGUUGAAUCAUCUAAAUUAUUAAGGCCACCCGCGGAAGCUAGCUCACAUGUUGCACAGAAGGACUCAGAUGUGGUUGGUGAUAUCUCUGUCCAACCAUCAGGUUCUGUCUCUUUGCCUGGCACAAUUAAACAGUUCGCUACAUCUGUUGCAACAGUGCAGAGGCCAGCAACCCUCAGUAGUACUACAUCUGCGCUUGCUGGCCCUCCUGAGGAUUUAGUAUAUACUACAUCCAACACUGAAGGCCAAAGAAGAGAAUCUAUCAGAAGAUCUGAUUCUAUUAAGGAUCAUCAGAAGAAGUCUAGUAAGAAAGACCAACGACAUUCACAACUGCAGAACCAGGCUGAUGCCACUGAAUCUACUGGUUUUGUGAAGUCGUCUUCAUUUAGGAUAUCAACAGAAGUUGGUAAACACCCUGAUAUGAUGCAAUCUCCUCAUUCAGAGGUUGUUGGGUCAUCAACUUCUAUCUUGAGCUUGACAUCUCGGGGUUUGGAACAUAGUAGUUCCUCGAAUGAUGGAAUAUCAGAAACUGUUGAAGGUAAGUCAACUUCUGCUCCAUCAGAAGCCUCAGGAAGUGCCUUAGAAUUUAUUCCGGAACAUGUGUUGGGUGUUGAUACCAGCACUACCGAUUGUUCUGAAGUAUUGACAGAUACUGUUAGGAUUGGGGAGGUGUCUACCUGUGAACCAUCAAGCACAUCUUUUGCUGGAACUGUCUCUGAUAAUUUGGAUGCUGCUGAUAAUGCAAAACAAGAUGGUUAUGCUGUGCGGAAACAAUGGAAAACUGAAUUAUCUGAAUGGCCCCAACAAGGUAUUUAUAAUGUUGAGAUGCCUGCAGGACCCUCUUUUUCUGGCUAUGCAGAAGGCUGUAAACAAUUUCAGGAUGAAGACUUCAAGGAGAAAGAAAACAUUGUUCGUGCCAAGGAGUUUGGGUCUGUUAAAACUGAACAGGAGUUUGAAGAAGAUCUGGGUUCCAUCUUAGAGAUCAGCAGGACAACUGAUAACUUAGUAAAGUCUGCUACAACAUCUUCUGAUUCUGUUGCUGCUGAAACCCUAUCAUGUGGCAUUCUUUCCCCCAAGGUUUCUCAUGAAGAUAAUACUUCAUCCAUGGAUGCAUCCACUGGAACGGGUGAGAGCAUUGAUAAUCAAGAACCAUUCGUUACGGAAUCUGGUGCCUCACAUCAGGAGGUAGCUACUGGUCCAACUCAAGUCGAGGGGAGAAGCAUAGAGAAUACUAAUGGUGGGCUAAUUUCCAAUUCUUUGUCAGCUUCCAAGGACAAGAACUUGGAACCAAAUAGGGCAAAGACUACAUCUUCAAGGGUGAAGAAGAAGAUGAAAGAUAUUCUUAAAAAUGCAGAUGCUGCUGGAGCAACUUCUGAUCUUUAUAAUGCGUACAAGGGUCCAGAAGAAAAGCAAGAAACUGCAGUUCGUCAAGAAAGUAUAGACAGCAGCUCCAGUGGUGAUAUAAAACAGGCACCCAUGGUCAAUACUGAGAAGAGUGUUCUCGUGAAUGAUGAAGAUGGGCAGAUUAAAGCGGAACCAGAUGAUUGGGAAGAUGCAGCUGAUGUAUCGACUCCAAAGCUGAAAACAUCAGAUAUUGGAAAACAAGUUCGUGGUGUUUUGGUCAAUCCCGAUGAAGAUAGAAAUGGAGUGAUGGGCAAAAAGAAGUACUCUAGAGAUUUUCUGCUGACAUUUUCAGAGCAAUGUACUGAUCUUCCCGCAGGUUUUGAAAUUCGAUCUGACAUAGCAGAUCCCCUGAUGAGUGGUCCAGUCAGUGUACGCCAUAUUGUUGAUCGUGAUUCAUAUUCCCCUGGUGGUAGAAUUAUAGAUAGGCCAAGUGGGGGUUCUCGGGCUGACCGCCGUGGGAGUGGUAUUGCAGAUGAUGACAAAUGGAGCAAAUCACCUGGUCCUUUCCCUUCAGGACGAGACCCACGUCUUGAGAUCCCACAUGGAGGUCCUGUUGUAGGUUUUCGUCCUGGUCAAGGUGGAAAUCAUGGUGUUCUGAGGAAUCCACGUGGGCAACCUUCUCCCCAAUAUGUGGGUGGCAUUCUCUCUGGACCAAUGCAGUCCCUUGCACCUCAGGGAGGGAUUCAGCGAAAUAACACUGAUGCCGGACGGUGGCAACGUGCUACUGGCAUUCAGAAAGGUUUGAUUCCGUCACCUCAGACUCCUUUACAGAUGAUGCACAAAGCUGAGAAGAAGUAUGUUGUGGGUAAAGCUUCUGAUGAGGAAGAGCGCAAACAAAGACAGCUGAAAGCUAUCCUCAAUAAGCUUACUCCUCAAAACUUUGACAAGCUUUUUGAACAAGUUAAAGAAGUCAACAUUGACAAUGCGGUUACUCUCACUGGUGUCAUCUCACAAAUUUUUGAUAAAGCUCUCACGGAACCAACUUUCUGUGAAAUGUAUGCAAGGUUCUGUUUACAUCUUGCCAGUGAAUUGCCUGAUUUUAAUGAGGACAACGAGAAGAUCACCUUUAAGAGAUUGCUUUUGAAUAAGUGCCAGGAGGAAUUUGAGAGGGGGGAAAGGGAGCAAGCAGAAGCUAACAGAGAUGAUGAAGGCAGUGAAGUUAAAAUGUCUGAAGGGGAAAGGGAGGAGAAGAAGACCCAGGCAAGAAGGCGGAUGCUGGGUAAUAUUAGAUUGAUUGGGGAAUUGUACAAAAAGAGGAUGUUGACUGAGAGAAUAAUGCAUGAAUGCAUAAAGAAGCUGCUGGGUUAUGAUACGCAAUAUCAAAAUCCUGAUGAGGAAGAUAUUGAAGCUCUUUGCAAGCUAAUGAGCACAAUUGGGAAGAUGAUUGACCACCCUAAAGCCAAGGAACAUAUGGAUGCAUAUUUUGAAGUGAUGAUGGCAUUAUCUAACAACAUGAAGCUAUCGUCUAGAGUGAGGUUCAUGUUGAAGGAUGCUAUUGAUCUGAGAAAGAACAAAUGGCAACAAAGAAGAAAAGUCGAGGGACCAAAAAAGAUUGAGGAAGUGCACAGAGAUGCAGCUCAAGAACGGCAAGCACAGGCCAGUAGGCUCACUCGUGGUUCAGGCAUUAAUUCCUCUGUAAGAAGAGGGCAGUUAAUGGAUCCUGGUAUGAGAGGUUCAAAUGUGUCAUCUUCUCCAAAUUCCCAGAUGAGUGGCUUCCGUGGGAUGGCAACACCUGUCCGCGGGUUUGGUGCUCAAGAUGUUCGAUUUGAGGAGAGACCUACUUAUGAGAGGACAUUGCCUCAAAGGCCGCUUGAUGAUGAUUCUAUUACUCUUGGUCCCCAAGGUGGUCUUGCUAGGGGAAUGUCUAUCAGAGGGCAGCCAUUGGUUUCGACUAUUCUUGUGGCUGAUAUUUCCCCCAGCACUGGAGAGACUAGGAGAAUGACAACUGGCCCAAAUGGUUACAAUUCUGUAUCUGAGUGGACAUCUUAUAACUCGAGAGAGGACCUCAUGCCAAGAUACGGUGCAGAAAGGUUGAUGGGCCCACCUUCUUAUGACCAAUCAAAUUCGCAAGAACGAAAUUCCUAUUUUGGGAACCGGGAUUUAAGGAAUGUGGAUCGCUCUUUUGAUAGAUCCAUGGUAAACUCACCUGCCACACGCAUGCAGGGAUCUUCUGUGGCACAUAAUGCUUCAUCAGAAAAAGUUUGGCCUGAAGAGCGGCUGCGGGAGAUGUCAAUAUCAGCGAUUAGAGAAUACUACAGUGCCAAAGAUGAGAAAGAGGUUGAUUUAUGUAUCAAAGAUUUGAAUUCUCCGAGCUUCCACCCGUCUAUGAUAUCUAUCUGGGUCACAGACUCUUUUGAGAGAAAGGAUAUGGAGAGGGAUUCUUUGGCUAGGCUUCUUGUCAAUCUUACCAAGUCUGAUAGCUCGUUAAAUCAAGUACAGCUCCUUGAAGGGUUUGAAUCAGUUCUUGCUACUUUGGAGGAUGCUGUAACUGAUGCCCCUAAAGCAGCUGAGUUUUUUGGCCGUAUCCUUGCUAAAGCCAUUGUUGAAAAUGUUGUUUCUUUGAGGGAGAUUGGUCGACUAAUACAUGAGGGUGGGGAAGAACCAGGACGUCUACUGCAAAUUGGUCUUGCAUCGGAAGUUCUUGGCAGCAUACUUGAGUGCAUUAGAUUAGAGAAAGGAGAAUCUUUCCUGAAUGAGAUUCGCACAAACUCCAAUCUGCGGUUGGAGGAUUUUAGACCCCCAGAUGCAAUCGGAUCAAGGAGGCUUGAUGCGUUUAUUUAGAGGAAAGUGGUGUUGCUCAUUUUACCUGGUAGAAGAAAAUUCUUGUCCAGGGCCUUGUGGUUACAUAAUUCGGCGGAGAAGUUUCUUUGGGAUUUGGGGGGUUGUGGUGGUUCCCUCCUGAAUCUGGGUAAUCAUCUACCGUGAAAUUGUCAUUAUCAUCAUUAUUGUUAUUAUAAUUAUUUCUUCAAUGGUUGCCAAGGUUCUAAUGAGCAUCUUGUUUAGGUUCUUCAAA